UUUGCUGUAGCGCAGUACAAAGAUGGCCAAGAGAAAAUAUUUAAAGGAUACGAAGCAUGUCAUGAAUUCUGCUCUUGGCUGUUUACAACAGUGCACAAAAAUUACACUGUUAUUGCACACAAUAUGAAGGGAUUUGACGGUCAGUUUAUAAUGGCAUGGCUUUUAGAACAGGGUACGGCACCUGAAGUAAUCCCUAAUGGCUCUAAAGUGAUGGUAAUCACCCAUACCGCCCUCAACAUAAAACUUAUUGAUUCUUUUAAUUUCCUGCCGAUGGCUCUCUCAAAGCUGCCUGCUUGUUUCGGCCUUACAGAACUAAAAAAAGGAUAUUUUCCGCACCUUUUCAACAAGAAAGAAAAUCAAAAUUAUGUGGGAUUUUUACCUGAGCCUAAGUACUACAAUCCUGAUUGUAUGACUAGUGCGGUGCGAACCUCCUUUUUGGAAUGGCAUAAAGAACACGAGAAGGAUAUAUUUGAUUUCCAAGAAGAAAUUCUCACGUAUUGCCGAUCAGAUGUUGAUAUCCUUCGUAGAUGUUGCGUUGAAUUUAGAAAUCAGUUUUUAGAAAUUACAGGAGUAGACCCCUUUUGUUACAUAACCAUUGCAUCAGCGUGUAUGGCGGUUUACAGAUCCCGACACAUAAUACCUAAUACCAUCGCAAUGAUACCUGUAGGAGGUUAUAUCAAUCGCACGAAUCAUAGUCCUGACUGUAUUCGUUGGCUUGAUUUUAUUGCCCAAAAAGAGAGCAUUGAAAUCGAACACGCUUUGAACGGAAAAGGAGAAAGACGAUUGGAUGGUAUAUCUGUAGACGGAUAUUGCAAAGAAACAAAUACUGUUUAUCAAUACUACGGAUGUUUCUUUCACGGUUGCUCCACCUGUUUUGACGGAGAUGCACUCCACCCCAUAACAAAAUUACCCAUGUCGACAUUGCGACAACAAACGGUAGACAAGACUUACCAGCUACGUGAUCGAGGGUAUAAUGUAAUUGAAAUGUGGGAGCAUGAGUUUGAGAUGAAAAAGAAAACAGAUGAAAAAGUAAAAUAUUUUCUUCUAAGUCACGAGCUUCAGGAUCGAUUGAAUCCUAAAGAUGCUUUCUUCGGCGGGCGGACAAAUGCCAUUCAGCUGUAUUAUGAGGGUGAUGCAAAGUAUGUGGAUUUCACUUCACUGUAUCCAUGGGUCAAUAAAUACUGUUUGUACCCCGUCGGACACCCUAAUAUUAUUACUGAAAAUUUUGAUGCCUUGGAAAACUAUUUCGGUAUUAUAAAGUGCCGAAUACUGCCUCCUCGAGGUUUAUAUACCUCCCCGUAUUGCCGUACAGAGCACAAAAUAAACUGA
Stegodyphus dumicola is the source of this 1329-nucleotide messenger RNA. RefSeq lists its product as uncharacterized. Gene Ontology annotation, molecular function: nucleotide binding; DNA-directed DNA polymerase activity; DNA binding. Gene Ontology annotation, biological process: DNA replication. The record is from RefSeq and is a predicted model, not a curated record. Lineage: Eukaryota; Metazoa; Arthropoda; Arachnida; Araneae; Eresidae.